Molecule: messenger RNA, 3901 nt
Organism: Stegastes partitus (bicolor damselfish)
Lineage: Eukaryota; Metazoa; Chordata; Actinopteri; Pomacentridae
Gene: swt1
Product: SWT1 RNA endoribonuclease homolog
Exons: 17
Coding region: 165-3071 (968 amino acids)
Cellular component (GO): nucleus
Source: RefSeq, a predicted model, not a curated record
GGAAUUCACUCAGCUCGGGAUUACACAUGUAUUGCUGUUUGACCUGCUUCAUUCCACUGAAUUGUUGUACGUGGACUUUUCAAACCGCAACGAGGAACGUUAGCCUGUUCGGCCGCGGUUCUGUAGCUUGUUUUCAUGAGCUAGCUUAACGGAGCUAACGAAAAAUGUCUAAAAAGUCAAAAAAGAGAAAGCGCAAGAAGUCUUCAUCCUCAAAUGAAGAAGAUGAGAAGGUAUCAAGGGAGCAAGAUGACAAGCGGAAAAAAGCUGUAAAGAGUCAGGAGAGCUGUACAAAGGAAAAAGAAAAAUCUGUUCCUUCUACCGUUAAAGAUGACUCCCAAAGCACCCGCCACAUCAAGAAGCCUGUCUACAGAUUGGCAAACACGCAAGCAACAGAGCAGAAACCUCUUAAUAAGGAGGAACAAUGUACUAAAACACAAAGUGCCUCUGUGCCAUUCCAUGGGGGAAAUUGCUCCAGCAAAGCAAAACAUUACAUUUUGGGGAAAGAUAAGACUGUGGAAAAGGGAUCCUCAAAAUACUUGAACACCGACGAUUUACGUGCAGCUCCUCCGAGAACAGAGACGACGUCUAAAGGAAGACUAGAUGAAAAGUCUUCCCCGAGGAUCCCGUCCAAAUUAAGAAAGCACUCAACGAGUUCCAGUUUAUUCUCUGCUGAACAGGAGCUGAAGCACGAUGUACACAGGAGGAAGUGUACAGCUGAGGAACCAUCAAGAGCGAGAAAUGACAGUAGCACUAACAAGACCCGGGAACCUACCUCCUCUUCCUUCAAGGAUUCUCUGGAGCGACGGAGACGGGCGCUAGUCAAAGACAGAUACCAAAGGCUUCAUGAAAAGGAGUCAAAGGCCAGAACUAGCUUGUGUUCAGACGCAGAGCAUCCCUCUGCUUCCGUCACAAAGAAGUCUUCCAGCUCAGCCAAACACUCUUCUUCAGAGAGUCGCUCAAAGGUGCUGAAGAAAGACACGUCAGCUUCGUGGACUGUCACGUCAGCUUCGCAUAAAACAGCUCAGUCCCCAUCUGCUCAGAAACAAAUACCUCCUCUCAUACCAUCGGUGCCUCCUGAUUUUAAGAUACCUAAAAAGGUUCAGCCAGGACGAGUUGAUGAGAGAAGUGAUAAUAACAAAGCAGUUCCUACCAUCUUAAAUGUCAAACAUGAAGUUAAGGUCUCAGAGAAGGUUUCAGGGAGCAGCUCUAAGCAGGAAACCGUCAAACAAGCUCCCAGCUGUUUGGAUGUUGCCUCUAAGUUUGAUGGACCAGGUGAAAGGUUGUCUUUGUCUCGCCAGCUCUCAGCCACAGGUGACAUCAACACUGAGCCACCAUGGCAUGACCAGAUGGAAGUGGUUGAAAAGCUUCAUCUUGCUCGCUCUGAGAAGAGGCUGGAGGUCGAUGUCAUGCAGAGCUAUGGGGAGCUCACCUGCAUGGACAUAGACUCUCCAGAAAAUGGACCUGUAGACACACAGUGCAGACAGCCCCCUCAGCAAGGCCUGAUCCUCGUUCUGGACACCAACAUUCUCCUCAGUCAUCUGGAUUAUGUGAAGAACAUCCGAUUUCAAGGCCUUGGAGCCCUGGGCUUCCCUGUCGUCCUGAUCCCCUGGGUGGUGCUUCAGGAGUUGGAUUCCCUAAAAAGGGGAAGAGGCUUGUCAGGAUCUGUGGCCCACCUGGCAACUCCCGCCAUCUCGUACAUUUACAACUCUUUGAAGAGCCGGGAGCCCCACCUCUGGGGGCAGUCUAUGCAGCAGGCUGCUGGGAGCAUCAAUGGUCUGAAUGCUGAGAAUAAUGAUGACAGAGUGCUGCAGUGCUGCCUGCAAUACCAGAAUCUGUAUCCAGAGUGUGCUCUCAUCCUGUGCACCAAUGAUAAGAAUCUGUGCAGUAAAGCCCUCCUGAGUGGGGUGCAUGCCCUCUGCAAGAAUGAUUUGGAGUCUAAGGUUGAGAGAUCCAGACAUGGCCCUGACAUCCCGCAGAACAUUCAGGCUCCCAUGCUGCCUCACAUCAGCCCCCAGGCCUCACCACCAAUGCUAAGCAGGAGCUGCACACCAGCUCAGCCACACAGUCAAGAGAAAGCAGGCUGUUCCGUAGGACUCGUGGAGAAAGAUACUAAGCGGCUCAGUGAAAGAAACCAGGAGGAGACAGAAUUGGACAUUAGCACAAGUGUUUGUCGACUGGAAGGCUGUUUACGUGAGGUGCUGUCUCAUGUGUUAGAGGUGGAGAUGAAGGCUGCUUACGACGACCUCUGGCUAGAGAUAGUUUAUCGAAAGCCACCCUGGACUCUUCCAGAUGUCCUGGAGUGUUUAAAAAAGCACUGGAUUGCUGUUUUUGGGCACAUUGUCCCACGGAGCAAGCUGCAGACUGUUUUGAAUCUCAUCAAGUUCUUUAACUCAGGUGCAGCAGCGGACCGUAGCACUACCUCAGUGGCCCUUCAAGAAGCUCGGGAGCUUGUGAAAGCUUUCUGGAAAAGUUCGAGCCAUGUUCCCCACGCCAUCUCUGUAAUGGACGACAUAUUCAAUAAGCUGCAACCUCAGGAGCUUCAUCUGUCUGCGGAGGGAGACUCUAGCUCCAGUGAUGUCGUCAUGAAUGAUGAUGAUGAGGAAGAAGAGCAGCCCACACCUGCUCAGGUCUCUCACCAGGAAGUGUGGGCUGUGUUUGAGAGCAUCUGGUCCAAAGUGUACCCAGUGAGCUUAGAAGUGUUCAAAGCUCUGGGCUUUGACCCUUACACCAUGCAGAGUGCUCAGCCAGUGGGAGGUCCUCCACCGCCACAGGACGCCUUAGCCUGUUUGCACAAACUGUCCUCCAUGGUCUCACAGCUGCUCCAGGCCUUCAGCAGUGUUUUGUCCUCAGCUCCUGGUUUGGAGGAAGUCCAGAACCUGCUCAGCAUCAUCCAGUCCAAUAAGCUCACUGAUGAAGAUUCCAGAUUAACAGCCAAAGACCUUCUUGAUUGUUUCUCACAACCAGACUACAGGGAGAAGCUCCGGGUCGGGGGGAGCCAGUUCAUGGAGCUGCAGCAGGCCCUGGAUCAUUGUGUUUGGACCGCAAGUCAAAACAACACCUUCACCACGUAGCGCUGAUUGGACCAGUGUUUGCUCAUCAGCCAAGCAGACGCCUCCAAAGACCUUUUACUUGAACUGAAGACUGUAAGUUGAAGGCGUGACUGCUGAGACGGAGCGUCCUGCGACCCGACACCUUUACCUCCAUCCAGACGAGUGUGUUUGGUGCUUUUGAUAGAGACGGUGUUCUCUGAAUGAAGGCAUGUCUGUGGAUGUUCUCCAUCAUUCUAAAGGUUUAUCAUUAAACACUGUAUUUUCCAGUCAGCGUUCUCCAAUAGUCGUUCAGAUAUUUGACACCUGAUUCUCGUGUCUCCCGCCGAUCUGCCAAUCACGGUCGAGCAGCCAGUUUCCCCGUUUCAUCCUUCGCAGAGCGUUUUUACAUUUCAAGUCAAAUUUAUUGAAGAAACACACAUUAAAUGUUAUAUUUAUUUAUUUGAAUGGAUCAGUUCAACACUACAGCUUCACGCAGGUUAACAAUUGGAGAGCAAAAAUCUAUUUUAUGUAAGAGUUUAAUGUUUACAACGAGAAAUUGCUGCAUUUACUGAAUUUUUUAUUUUUUAUCUCAGAUUAAUUGUUUGGUCCACACAACUGUGGAAGAUGGAAGAGAACAAAACUUGAGAACUGAGCACUUGUGGGUUCUUUAGAAACUAUCGGCGAGAUAGAGAGCAAUAAUCAGAGACUUUUUAUUUUUACAGUUUAGUUUGACAAAAUUAGCUUUUAUUGGUUUUGGUUGAAAAAUGAGAAUUUAUUUAAUGUGAAAGAGUUUUAUGUUUCCAACAAGAAGUGAAAUGUUGUAAAAUAUUUUGAAGCAUUGUCUUAUUAAAGACUUAUUUUUCUUAUCUGCA